AUGAAAUCCGCUAGGAAACUAGUAUUUCAUUCCAACAUUACCGACCUUAUGCUAGUUUUUCUCUUCAUUGAAGCAACAAACGCCUUUAUGUUCGACUACAUAAGUGGUCCAACGACCAAUGAAUUAAGCGAGGAUUAUGCAAUCUUUAACGAUCAACUAACUAAAAGAUACGAAUUUCCAUCAAUGCAAUGGUCGAAAAAUCCUUGGAAAUUCAUAUUAAAUGCUUCUACACUUAAGAAGUUACCCGAAAGUUUCGCACCUCAGAUUUAUAGAGGAUUACGUGGUAAGAAAAGACAUGAUCUUCAAUAA
Molecule: messenger RNA, 309 nt
Organism: Dracunculus medinensis (Guinea worm)
Lineage: Eukaryota; Metazoa; Nematoda; Chromadorea; Rhabditida; Dracunculidae
Source: the annotation of a GenBank genome assembly